AUGAGUAAUCAAAAGAUAAACAAAAAGACAGCAUGGAAAUGGUGGUGGCAAAGCAACAGUAAUAACAGUAACAACGACGAAGACAAUUACGACUGUGCUUCAUCUAUCGCCCCUUCUUCACUUAUGGUACAUCGUUCUAUUCACUCCAAAGAGUCUGAUGAUAUUCUAUCCACAGCGUCCAUCAAAAGUAAACCAUGGAUAUCUCAGAAAAGCACAAUUAGCCCAACACAAGAUGACAAUUAUAAACCUACUACACCUUCUUCUUCGUUCUUGCUAAAUGUGCCUUCCAUCACUUCAUCCACAGUACCUGUGAUUAAUUUCGAACAAGAACAACGCAAGAAGAAUUCUGACGUCGAACUAUUCUCCGGUAUUAAAGCAAAGUUUGGUAAAUGGGUCAACCGAGACAAGUGUAACCAACAACAACAACAACAGCAACAACAACAACAACAACAGGAUCAGUAA
Mucor mucedo is the source of this 462-nucleotide messenger RNA. RefSeq lists its product as uncharacterized. Bases 1 to 462 code for a protein of 153 amino acids. The transcript is spliced from 2 exons. The record is from RefSeq and is a predicted model, not a curated record. Lineage: Eukaryota; Fungi; Mucoromycota; Mucoromycetes; Mucorales; Mucoraceae.